Sinocyclocheilus rhinocerous is the source of this 2184-nucleotide messenger RNA. Its product is annotated as proline-rich protein 5-like. The transcript has 9 exons. The record is from RefSeq and is a predicted model, not a curated record. Bases 673 to 1692 code for a protein of 339 amino acids. Gene Ontology annotation, cellular component: TORC2 complex. Lineage: Eukaryota; Metazoa; Chordata; Actinopteri; Cypriniformes; Cyprinidae. Gene Ontology annotation, biological process: TORC2 signaling.
AAAACUGGUUCAUUUAUAGUUAUAGUUCUUGUUCUCGGUGUAAACGGCUUUUCAAAAAAUUUGCGUCGACUUUGAGAGUCCACUUAAUGUACUUAAGCCAGGUCAGCAGUUGAACGCGGAUGAUAAAUGAGGCUGUUUACUGUCCUCCGGUCAUGCUUUGAGAUGCUGCAGCCUUAAUUGCAUUACCUAACUGGCCUGAGUACUUGCUCAUGUCUGUUAUUAGAAGUUCACCAGUCAACCAUCUCACCAGACAACCCAAGUCUAAUUCACCAAAGCACUUGGUGAAUAAAUUAAUAUACCAGAACUGAAAGAAUGAGAUUAUACUUAAGGAGCCAGGCAGAAACGUGAUGUCUUAGUUAGUGUGAUUUAUGACCAGAGGUGCCCCAUAAGCUCAAUUCAUGCGAAUUAUGCAUAGAGUGAAUCAGCUGCAGUGGGAGUCUGACUCGUUUUUGGCCUCGUAAUUAGCAGAGAGUGAAUCAGCUGCAGUGGGAGUCUGACUUGUUUUUGGCCUCAUAAUUAGCAGAUGGUGAGUAUGGAUGCAUAAAAUUUUCAUUCAUGAAUGUGAGACUGCGAAUGAGCUCAUUUUCUUGCAGCAAAUGGAAGAGAUUCGGUGCGCCAUCUGAUGUUACCAUCUUCUUGCUGGCACGUGCCUGUCCUCAUCUCAACUAAACCAUGGGGUCAUUACGAAAGCCCAGGCCCCGUUUCAUGAGCUCGCCUGUGCUGUCCGACCUUGCCCGCUUUCAUGCCAGCUCGCCAACACUGCAGCUGUCCAACGCUAGUGUUUGGAACAGUGUACAAACGGCUGUAAUUAAAGUCUUUCAAGGUGGGGGGCUACAGGCCAAUGAGCUCUACACCCUGAACGAAAGCAUAAGGUGGCUUUUGAGGACUGAGCUGGGAUCAUUUAUCACUGAAUACUUUCAGGAUCAGCUCUUGAAUAAGGGUCUGACGUAUAUUUUGGAGAAGAUUCAGCUUCAUAAUGAUGAAACUCGUCUCCAAGCGCUGUCUGAGAUGUGGGUGAGGUUUUUCACAGACAUCCUGCCAACUCUUCAAGCUAUUUUCUACCCCGUGCAGGGUCAGGAGUUGACUGUGAGGCAGAUGGCUCUGCUAGGCUUCAGGAACAUGGUUCUGUUGAAACUUCCUGUGGAGAAAAUGUUUCAGGGCUCCUCAUAUCCUCCUCCAAUCACACAGAUGCUGCUGAUCCUGCAGGGCAUACAUGAACCUAAUGGACCUACGCAAGAGUAUUUCCGGCUCGGGGGGGGGGGGGGUGUUUCAGCGUUAAAUCUAAUCAGCGUCAUAAUCGCUUCCCCCACAGAGGAUCAUCUGGAAGGCCUGAGGUUGGUUGCCACUCCACACCUCAGUCAACCUGAGAUUAUGGUGACACAUUUUGGCCACGAGUCUUUCCUGGCACCUCUGAUCGAACACGAGGGUGAAGCCUAUUUGGAAAGGACCGGUGGUGUCCGACGUCACACAGUGGCCAAUGUGCAUUCGGACAUCCAGCUCCUGUCCAUGAAAAACAGGAUGUGUUCAGAAAAAGUGGAGGUCAGUGGGGCGGCCAGGAUGACCAAGACAGAGAGCAAAAGGACACCUAAGACUUUCUGCAGUGAACCGGCCUUUUUUGACUCCCGGCCAGGUGGCGUGGAAAUCCUCCGAGGGCAAAGCACUGCAGAGAUGAAGUGUGGCCUAACUAGUUAAAAAAAGCCUCUCUCAAAACGCCCACUGAGAUCUUGUAAAGUUACGAUAACUGAGACAAGCUACAACGUGCUCGCUUAAUACAAUAUGGACUCUACUGCUGUGGAAAUGUGAGCUGUUUUGUGUGCUAAAUACUGUUUGGCCUGUCAGUGUAGCCUGUUUUUAAGAGCUUGGAGGGAGGAGGAUGGUUGAAGAAGCUUUCGCUUCAGCCGUUUCUUGUAAAGCACGCCAAAAGUCACACUUUUUUCUGUCGUGGAGGUGGUAAAGCGGUGUGAAAGUAUGCUGGUGAGCAAACGGUUUACAAAGGUACAGCAGAAACCAUACGAGACAAACUAAAGGCACUUCCUUACAGUUAAUGUCUUUACAUUCUCUUUCUUAAGCGGUCUUACCGUUUCAUUUCUUUGUAGUGGAAACUAAACAUGCUGACAUGAAGAAAAAUACGAUUUUUAGUCUUUUAUGAAUGUUUUGUUUUAUUUUAUGAAAUUGUAAUAUUUA